AUGGCUGGUAAUGAAUAUGGUGGUUACAGUUACAAGUUUGUUGAUGCUGAUCUUCCUGAGAAGUAUAACUGUGCUAUAUGUACGUUUGUAGCCCGUGAUCCACAGCAGGUUAUCUGUUGCUCACAUAUAUAUUGUAGCAGCUGUCUGCUAAAGCACAAACAGAAAUCUGGAUCAUUAUUUAACUGCCCUAGCUGUCGUGAGCCUCUUGAUGGCAGGUAUUUUCCUGAUGGAAGGAUUCAGCGAGAGAUAAAGGAGCUAAGAAUCUAUUGUCCUAAUGAUGAGUGCCAAUGGAAAGGAAUCAUUAAGGACAUAGAGACUCAUAUUACUGAAUGUCCAUACCAGAGUAUUGAGUGCACUAAUGGCUGUGGAGAGAACCUGCAAAGAAUGAAAAUGGAGACACAUGUAUCCGAGGAAUGUCUUAAGCGUAUUGUUACUUGUACACAUUGUGAAGAGACUGGUGUUCAUGAAAUAAUAUCUACCAAUGCUCACUUAGACGUGUGUCCUUUCUUUCCGAUUAAAUGCACUAAUGAUGAAUGUGAUGUAAUUUCUCCUCGUAAUAAGUUAUCAGUACACAAAAGGACUUGUCCUAAGUCUAUUGUCACAUGUGAGUACAGCCAGUGUUGGCUGUUCUAA
Amphimedon queenslandica is the source of this 633-nucleotide messenger RNA. Its product is annotated as TNF receptor-associated factor 2-like. Bases 1 to 633 code for a protein of 210 amino acids. The transcript has a single exon. NCBI's taxonomy places the organism in Eukaryota, Metazoa, Porifera, Demospongiae, Haplosclerida, Niphatidae. The record is from RefSeq and is a predicted model, not a curated record. Gene Ontology annotation, biological process: regulation of canonical NF-kappaB signal transduction. Gene Ontology annotation, molecular function: zinc ion binding. Gene Ontology annotation, cellular component: plasma membrane signaling receptor complex.